Molecule: messenger RNA, 2214 nt
Organism: Monopterus albus (swamp eel)
Lineage: Eukaryota; Metazoa; Chordata; Actinopteri; Synbranchiformes; Synbranchidae
Gene: nt5dc2
Product: 5'-nucleotidase domain containing 2
Exons: 14
Coding region: 96-1907 (603 amino acids)
Molecular function (GO): 5'-nucleotidase activity
Source: RefSeq, a predicted model, not a curated record
CCUCCGGGGCGGAGUUACGUGGGGUAUAGCUGGACUGAGGGCGACAAUAUGUUUUCAUCAAGCUAGUGCAGCAUUAACGCGUGUUUGCAGUAAACAUGUCUCUUAGGAGAGUGGGGACAGCUCUGACCCGUACACUGUGGACCAGAGAAAACAAGAGUACCCCUGUUGCAACGUCGUCCAAAGUAAACGGGCUUUGCACCACAUGCAAGGGAGCGCAGCAGGGCCGCGGGACAACAAAAGAACAAAGUUGCAGCUCGGACACGGGCAGGCCGAAUGGCGACGUGCUGUGUUCCAGCGAGCAGCCUCAUAGAUGUGCAGCUGGGGAAAAGAAGCGAUCCAAGGAGCCCGCGGGUGCGCCCGGCGUUACUGGUGUAAGAAGGCGUUCAUACACCUCCACCGCAGCGCCCGUGGACCAGAGGUCCUACCUGUGGACCCGUUAUAAUGACACGAAGCGGCUGGUUCACGACCUGAUCCCACCAGGAUCCUGUAACCUCCUCAACUCCUCCACCAUCUACGCUAACAACGAGGUCAACCUGGCCGAGGUUGAUAUCUACGGCUUUGACUAUGACUACACGCUGGCUCUGUACUCCAAUGCGCUCAACUCAAUGAUCUACAAUACAGCAAGAAGCUUCCUGAUUGAACACUUCAAGUACCCCGAGGGCAUCUGCAAGUAUGAUUAUCUUCCCAACUUUGCUGUUCGGGGCCUUCACUAUGACAUCCAAAAGAGUCUUCUAAUGAAGAUAGAUGCCUUCCAUUACAUUCAGCCAGGAACAGUGUAUCGAGGUCUGAGCCCAGUGCCAGAUGAAGAGGUCCUUCAGCUCUAUGGAGGGACUUUCCACGUCCCCUUGCGACAAGACAGUGGCUUCUAUGGAAAGGGUCCAAAGGUGAAGCAGUUCAUGGACAUCUUCUCCAUUCCUGAGAUGACGCUCCUGGCUGUGGCAAAUGAUUUUUUCAUCACCAAUGAUAUCGAAUACGAUCCACUUCACCUCUUCAAGGAUGUCUCGGAAGCAAUUGGCAUGGUUCACCUCAAAGGCUACAUGUACAAAUGGAUCAUGCAGGAUCUGGAUAAGUUCAUUCCGAGAGGAGAAGAAACAGAUGCUGUAUUGCAUCGACUGGUCAGUAACGGAAAGAAACUAUUCCUCAUAACCAACAGUCCUUUCAGCUUUGUGGAUAAAGGAAUGACGCACAUGGUGGGAAAAAACUGGAGAGACUUCUUUGAUGUUAUCAUUGUGCAGGCUGGCAAACCUCACUUCUUCACUGAUUGUAUCAAACCUUUCAGACGCUUGGAUAGUAACGGAGACCUUCGGUGGGAGAAAAUAAAAAGUCUGGACAAAGGGCACAUCUACAAACAGGGAAACCUGUUUGACUUCCUCAGACUGACAGGCUGGCGAGGAUCGAAGGUGCUUUACUUUGGAGACCAUCUUUACAGUGAUUUGGCUGACCUGAUGUUGCAACAUGGCUGGCGUACCGGAGCCAUAGUGCCUGAGCUGGAGCAGGAAACCAGAGUGGUGAGCACAGACCGGUAUUCGCUGAAGCUCACCUGGCUACAGGCUCUAACCGGCCUGAUCGAACGCUUGCAGACACACCGGGACCCAGACUCUACAAAAAUUCUUCAGGAGUGGCAGAAGGAGAGAGAAGAACUCAGGGUGAUGACAAAGAACUUGUUCAACCCUCAUUUCGGCAGCAUCUUCAGAACAUGUCACAACCCUACCUACUUCUCCAGACGUCUGUGCCGUUUCUCAGACAUCUACAUGGCCUCCCUAAGCUGCCUGUUGAAUUACGACCUCACAUACACUUUCUACCCCCGCCGCACCCCUCUGCAGCACGAGGCUCCUCUGUGGAUGGAUCAGCUUUGUACAGGCUGCAUGAAGACUCCGUUUCUGGAGGAGAUGUCUCACAUCCGAUGAGAGCUGCGCUCUCCUCUCUGACUGAUAGGAUUUCCUAUUUUUGGCCUGGCAAACACUUGAGAUAAACUUUUUCUUUUACACAGCAGGGUUUUUUUAAAAUCCAGAAGGUGCUGCACAACUCCGUCCACAGGACAAAGUAACCCUGUACCACACAGCGACCCACUUAUGCAGUGAAUUCCCUAGAGGGUGCUGUAGAUGUGCCUGCUGUCCAGAAAGCACGGGAUCAAAGUGGUAUGGAAAUGCUGAGCAGUACCGGGCUACAGUCGCACAGUUUUAACAAAUAAAAAAAUAAAGUCUGACAUAAGUA